CCUACUCGUUUAUGUCACGGAUGAAGAUUAUUCUGCACUGCUCGCUGCUGCUUACAAGCUUUGAGCUUAGGUUGCACGGUCGCCUCGCCGAGAAUCUCAGACAACACCGCGCUAGCAAUAAGGCGCCAUUACGGAGCCCCGAGGAUCCGGAGUUCGCGCAGGCUCAAAAUGAGACGCGAAGGGUCGCUGUGUCACUAUGGGUGCGGUCCAGAUCCGGCUUUAAGCACGAGUCAGCGCGUUCUUUUCCCGCAUAACGCUCCUUGCCAGUAUUUGGAAACAAGAUGGCGACGGAGAAAGUGCUGAAAUAGAGUAAGGAUAGUACCGUAACAGUCGGAGGUAGAUGUAUGUUCUAUCGAACAGGUGACCUUCCUAUGAGGUGGCGGCAAUAAUGCGUAACCUUGGCUUUGGCGGUACAACUAGACACCAUGGGACAUCGUCCGCAAGUACCGUCCGAACAGGCCCCCAAAAAAUUUCAGGCCGAUGCGGCAGGAGUGUUCAGCGGCCUAGGUAAUUCAUCGCGGGUUGAAUUGCAUUGAGGGAUACGGUAUGACUUACAUUUGUACUGUCUAGACCUGGCUUCAGAAUGCUCCCGUUACUCAAAUGCUUCCGGUCUGCUGUAUUCGCGAACUGUAACUUGUCCGGGCAGUCAUGAGCUGAGUCAGGCGAGCCUAGGCCAGGAUCAACAAUCAGAACGACAGUUGGAUGUGGUGCGCAGCGCACAGUCUAGCAGCUUGGGAGUCGGGACUGCAAACAUGAGCCAAUCCGUGACCCGUGACGCCGCAUGCGAUGUGCCUGAUAGACGGCUCUUUAAGCUAGUCAGGAAACGUAUCCUUCAACGC
Molecule: messenger RNA, 839 nt
Organism: Phanerochaete carnosa HHB-10118-sp
Lineage: Eukaryota; Fungi; Basidiomycota; Agaricomycetes; Polyporales; Phanerochaetaceae
Exons: 1
Coding region: 12-254 (80 amino acids)
Source: RefSeq, a predicted model, not a curated record